Messenger RNA from Anguilla rostrata (American eel), 394 nucleotides. It is a transcript of the gene uts2d, whose product is annotated as urotensin 2 domain containing. Bases 62 to 394 code for a protein of 110 amino acids. The transcript is spliced from 4 exons. NCBI's taxonomy places the organism in Eukaryota, Metazoa, Chordata, Actinopteri, Anguilliformes, Anguillidae. The record is from RefSeq and is a predicted model, not a curated record.
UGGAACGGUGGCAGAAGACUGGUAGACGUUGACUUUCAGACAGCACAGCUCCUCCGGUGUCAUGGACAGAGUCCUUUCUACAAAUCUGUAUCUCGGUCUCUUGGCCUUAAUGCUGCUGCACAGAACGCAUAUUGUGCAAGGCCACAGCCUCUUGAGUCCAGAAAACCAUGUGCUUGGGCCAAAAGAAGAAACAGAUGUUCAGAACAAGAUACUUGCAUUACUGUUGCAUAAAAGCCUGGCGCCACUACCAGUGGACAGAAAUGAAGCUAUCGGUCUGGAAAUGGCCAGAAAAAUAUCAGAGCUCCAGGAGCUGGAGGCUUUGAAAAAAGACCUUGACCUGCAGAGGGAUUUUGUCUCAGACACAGUGAUGCCUCUUCCACAAAAGAUGGAGUGA